AUGGCAACUCGAACAUCGACACGUUCGACAAAAGCUGUCAAAUUCAUUGAUUCUGCUGAUUCGGAUGACGAUGAAGAUAUAAAUAAAGCGAAUUCUUCGGAAAUCAAAGCUGAAGGCAAGAAGCCUCGAGGUCGACCACCCAAUUCACGUCGAAAUCAAACAAAUGAUGAUGACGAUUGGGAUGCUGGAAAUGAACAAAAUAUUGAUGAAGAUGAAGACGAUGACAUUGGUGAUGAUGACGAUGAUGGAAUGAUUGAUCGUAAUUCAGGACAAGAUGCUACGAAAAAAUUUCCUGCCAAUCGAUCUGACAAUUCAGUUUACGACUUUAGUGAGGCACCAAGAAAAUGGACAAAAUCCCCACAACAAAGACCUACAUCAUUACCUAAAGCAGCUACUGCUGACAGUGGAAAAUCUCUGGAAAAACUAAUGUGUUCCUAUUGUAAUUAUACAACAACGAAAAAGUAUCUUCUGCAGCGACAUUUAAAAUCUCAUUCAACUGAACGGCCGCAUAAAUGUGCGUACUGUGAACGGUCGUUUAAAACAACAAUUCAAUUAACAAAUCAUGUCAAUACACAUCUUGGUGUCAAACCAUUUCAAUGCAAAUUCUGCCCGUUUUCCUUUACAACUAGUGGAGAAUUAAUUCGUCAUGUUCGAUACAAACAUACUCUUGAGAAACCACAUCGCUGUGAUGAAUGUGGGUAUGCAACAGUUGAAUUAAGCAAAUUACGACGGCAUAUUCGUACACAUACGGGAGAAAAACCGUAUGCUUGUCCGCACUGCAGUUAUUGUAGUCCAGAUACGUUUAAACUUAAAAGACAUCUGCGUGUACAUACAGGUGAAAGACCGUAUCAAUGUACUAUCUGUAGUUUUCGAUUUACUCAAAGCAAUAGUUUGAAAGCUCAUAUGUUAACUCAUCAAGCUGAAAAGCCAUCUUAUCCAUGUUCUUAUUGUCCAUCAGUUAUGGCUCGCAAAUCGGAUCUUCGUUAUCAUAUUAACAAACAACAUGCACGACAAACAGAACCAUUGCCAUGCAACAAAUGCGACGAAGAUUUUCCUGACAAAUAUACGUUACGUAUGCAUGGAAAAACUCAUAAAGGUCAAACCAUUCAUUCGUGUACACAAUGCGAAUUUUCUGCUAAUACCAGUCAACAAUUGGAUGAUCAUAUGAAUAAACAUCGUGGCACACAACCGUUCCAAUGCAGUGAAUGUGGUCUAAUGUUUGCUGCUCGCGCUGAUUUACGUGCACAUGUGACACGUACGCAUCGAAACUCAUCGACAGUCGUUAAUCGUCGUCCACAACGACGUGCCGCAUCAUUAAAUCAUCGUUUUAUUGGCGUGGAAGAUGGACAUAUCGAGCAAAAUGAUGAAGAAGAAGAUCAACAUCGUUGUUCGAUAUGUCAACGACAAUUUACAUCGGCGAGAUUACUAGAUCGACAUAUGUAUGCUGUGCAUGAAGCACAUCAUGAUGUGUACGAUGAAAGAACUUAUCGAACAAACGAAAUCGAUCGCAGAAAUCAUGCUGUUGACGACGAUGAUGAUGUUCAUGAUUAUGCCGACGAUGAACUGGAAGAAAAAAAUCAAAAAGUUGAUGUUAAAACCGAGACUGUGCUUGAAAGAAAUGACGAUGAAAACGAAGGAGACGAAGAAGAAGACGAUUUGGCACCGCAUGUUGAAGAUAUUCUUGAUGGCGACGAUGAUUUUGAAGUUCUACCAACAAUCAAAUCUGUUUCAUCGGCUAAUAAAAAACGCAAUGGUCCCGCGGAUCGAUAUAGUUCAAAUCGAAAGAAAACAAUGAUGAAUCAAGAUUCGUUCGUAUCCAACGAUGAUGAAAAGCCCGACUUGGAUGUGUUUGGUUUCAAUGAUUGA
Messenger RNA from Adineta ricciae, 1866 nucleotides. The record is from the annotation of a GenBank genome assembly. NCBI's taxonomy places the organism in Eukaryota, Metazoa, Rotifera, Eurotatoria, Adinetida, Adinetidae.